Penicillium bovifimosum is the source of this 1428-nucleotide messenger RNA. Its product is annotated as putative amino acid transporter. Bases 1 to 1428 code for a protein of 475 amino acids. NCBI's taxonomy places the organism in Eukaryota, Fungi, Ascomycota, Eurotiomycetes, Eurotiales, Aspergillaceae. Gene Ontology annotation, molecular function: amino acid transmembrane transporter activity. Gene Ontology annotation, cellular component: vacuolar membrane. The transcript is spliced from 2 exons. Gene Ontology annotation, biological process: amino acid transmembrane transport. The record is from RefSeq and is a predicted model, not a curated record.
AUGGGCUUCGAACACAUCUCCAACGAGCAUGAUGCCGACAAGGUAACCGGGAUGGAAGGCGGGAAGGCUCCGGCCGCUUUGCCGCCGUUUGAGAAAGACAUGCUCGGGGAGAUGACUGAUGCCGAGAGGAAUAUCUAUAAUCACGGUAUUCAGAAGUUCAAUCGUCUCGGCUGGAAGCGCCUCACCAUCGUCCUCAUCGUCGAAGCUAUUGCCCUCGGCAGUUUGUCCAUUCCUUCCACUUUUGCAACUCUUGGCAUGGUCCCCGGUGUGAUCUGCUGCGUCGGUAUCGGUCUCAUUGCCAUCUAUACCAGUUACCUUGUUGGCAUGGUCAAAUUGGCCUUUCCUGAGGUUGCCAACUAUGCCGAUGCGGGUCGGUUGUUGGGCCGCCGCCUGGGGUGUGGUCGUUUUGCAUAUGAGCUUGUCAAUGCGAUGCUGUGUCUCCAACUGAUAUUCCUCACGGCUUCGCACACUCUGACAGGAACCAUUGCGUUCCUCGACAUCACCAAGGCCAACGUUUGCUCUAUCGUUUUUGCCGUCGUGUCCGCCAUCAUCCUUCUGAUCGUUGCCAUCCCGCCAAGUUUCACCGAAGUGGCUAUUCUCGGCUACGUGGAUUUCGUAUCUAUCAUCGCCGCCAUUGGAAUUACUAUCAUCGGUACGGGAGUGCAGGCAACGAACUCACCGGGAGGGCUCUCCGAAGUCCCGUGGUCUGCGUGGCCCAAGGAUAACAUCACCUUCACCGAAGCCUUCAUCGCUGUGACCAACAUCGUCUUUGCUUACAGCUUUGCCAUGUGUCAGUUCUCCUUCAUGGACGAAAUGCACACCCCUCGGGACUUUAUCAAGUCCAUCUGGACGCUCGGCAUCACCGAGAUUACCAUCUACACACUCACCGGUGCUCUGAUCUACGCCUUCGUUGGACAAGACGUAUCCAGCCCUGCUCUCACCUCUGCAGGAGAUACCCUCAGCCGCGUUGCAUACGGAAUUGCCCUGCCCGUAAUCUUCAUCAGUGGUUCGAUCAAUACCGUAGUCUUCGGGCGUGUGGUCCACGGUCGCAUCUUCGCCAACUCUACCAUCCGCUUCAUCAACACGAAGAUGGGAUGGCUAACGUGGCUGGCAGUGAUCACCGCUGCCACUGUGGUGGCCUUCAUCAUUGCCGAGGUGAUCCCUUUCUUCAAUGAUCUGCUUUCCAUCUCUUCCGCGCUUUUCAUCUCCGGUUUCACCUUCUACUUCCCGGCCAUGUUCUGGUUUAUGCUCCUUCGCGAGGGUAGUUGGAAGGAGCCCAAGAACAUCGCCCUGGCCAUUGUCAACGGCCUGAUCUUUGUGAUCGGCAUUGUGGUACUUGUCGGAGGAACCUACUCCAGUAUCGACGACAUUAUCAUCAAGUACGACCAAGGAAAGGUUGGUGGAGUGUUCUCUUGCUCUCCUCCUUGA